Messenger RNA from Carassius carassius (crucian carp), 2420 nucleotides. RefSeq names its product beta-2-syntrophin-like. Gene Ontology annotation, cellular component: dystrophin-associated glycoprotein complex; intracellular anatomical structure; synapse. Lineage: Eukaryota; Metazoa; Chordata; Actinopteri; Cypriniformes; Cyprinidae. The transcript has 7 exons. Bases 84 to 1646 code for a protein of 520 amino acids. The record is from RefSeq and is a predicted model, not a curated record. Gene Ontology annotation, molecular function: protein binding; structural molecule activity.
UCCUGUUCCUUCCUCUGGGGAACUGCGCGUGUGAGUGGGUGUGUCGAGCGAGGGUAAACUUUAUGAUGAGUUAAAGUUUGAUCAUGGCCGUGUGGACCCGCGCGGAGAAACAGGGUCAUCUGGACCUACUGCUGAGCGACCGCUGGGUCCGGGUCACCGCGGAGCUCACGCGGGACACGCUCACCCUGACGGCGGAGGGCGAACCGGGCGGGCCCGCGGGACACUCCGAACACGGCUCUCAGACAAGGAACGGCGUGUCUAAUGGCAACGAACAGAACCGAGAUGUUUAUCAGAGCCGCGGGCAACACGACUGUCCGGGUCGGGUCAACGGGUCCGACUCGGAGUCCAGCGGUUAUUGUGACCCGGCGGGGCCGGAGGGGGUUCGGAGGGUUCGGAUAGUCAAGCAGGAGUCCGGCGGACUGGGGAUCAGUAUUAAAGGGGGACGGGAGAACCGUAUGCCCAUCCUCAUAUCGAAGAUCUUCCCCGGUUUAGCUGCGGAUCAGAGUCGAGCCCUGCGGGUCGGCGACGCGAUCAUUUCCGUCAACGGCAGCGACCUCCGCGACGCCACGCACGACGCGGCGGUGCAGGCGCUGAAGAAGGCCGGGAAGGAGGUGACGCUGGAGGUGAAGUACAUCAGGGAGGUGUCUCCGCUCUUUAAGAAGUCCACUGUGAGCGCCGAUCUGCCUUGGGAUGGGCGUCUUCAGUCCCCAAACCUCAGCAGCAGCGACGAGUCGCCCAAGAGCAGUGUAAGUCGUGACAGGAAGGUCAUCCCACUCAAAAUGAGCUUCAUCAGCCGAAACCUCACCAUGCCUGACCUGGAAAACAGGCUGCUGGAGCUUCACUCUCCGGACGGACAGCACACUGUGGUGCUGCGGUGUAAAGACGGGGCCUCUGCUCACUCCUGGUUCACGGCCAUUCACACAAAUGUUGCUGCCCUAUUGCCACAGACGAUGGACCACAUCAACUCUUUCUUGAGCAACCCCAGCGCCAACACACACUGCAUACUCAAACACAUCGGCUGGUUGGCAGAGCUGCUGGAGCUGGACGGUGGGCGGCAUCAGUACAGACGAGUGGUCAUGGCGCUCACAGAGAAAGACGUCCUGCUGUUCCAGUCAGUGCCGUGGACACAUGAGAGCUGGACCUCUCCUCUCCUGACACACCCGCUGCUCGCUACACGGCUGGUUCACUCGGGCAGCGUCCGCAGCUCUCCGGCUCUGGGUGGAGAUCUGGUGUUCGCCACACGAACAGGCACCGGCCGAGGCAUCGAGUCUCAUGUGUUUCGUGUGGAGACACACUGGGAUCUGUCCACAUGGACACGUGUGCUGGUGCAGGGCGGACACCUGGCUGCUGAGCUCAUCAAAGAGGUUUCCAUAGGCUGUGUGUUGAACAGACAGGACGUGCGUCUGAUCCUGCACUAUGACAGAGGGUUCACUGUGAAGAGCGAAUCUGCCGAAUCCGUGCUCUUCCACUUCCCCUACGAGCGGCUCAAGAUGUCUGCUGACGAUGGAGUCAGGAACCUCUACCUGGACUUCGGUGCUCCAGAGGGAGAGAUGGUGUUUGAGCUCCACUCGGGGCCGAAGCCUGUAGUCUUUGUGCUUCACUCGUUUCUCUCAGCCAAACUGGCUCGUUUGGGACUGCUCACCUAGAAUCAGCAGGAAACCAUGGAAGUUCAUUUAUUUCUUCGAUUUAUUGACAGCUAGUAUUUUACUCAAGCAGUGUUUUCAUAGUUUACUUCUCUUCUAGCCAAGACAUUAGUUGUGUGAGUGUGUGGCUUUCUAAAGCAGAAAACUAUCCCAGUUUCCUCUGAUCAGGAACACCAGAUGUGCCUUCUCAUCUAGAGCCAACAAGCUUUCACACUCAUUUUCAGGCUUAAGGUCACCGUAAAGCUUUGCAGAGUAACCAAAAUGAACUUAUUCUUGUAUUAUCUGUGUGGUUUGUUAUUCACCUAACUCGCCUGUAUUUAUGUUUAUAUGUGUCGCAUGGCGAAGACUGUUACAUCUGUGUGUUAUAAUCUGAAUUAUGUCAUUUGAAUGCAUGUAUAUAAGGAGAAAAUGAAGCUUUAAAUACAUUCCCUCACGACUGACCAAAAUAACCUCCUUAAAGUUAAAACUCUAGAAGGUGUUGAAUAGGCUUGAUUCAGUUUAACUAAUGUUUUGAAAGAGAUAUAAAGUAUAGGAAUGUUUUAUUAGUUUAUCUGUUCUCUACAUGUCAUAAGAAAUACUUCUUCAUCAUUUAUGACCAAACCUGCUCCAGGCCUUGAUUUAUUUAUUUAUUCUUUCCCCUGCUGUAGUACAUUAUGAGUGUUAAAUCCUUAUUACAGGCUUCCCGCUGCCAUAAACACCUGGAAAUAUCAGCAGAUUUGGAAAUGUGAAGGAAAUUAAUGAAACCUUUCUAUUAUUAAAUAGAUCAUGGGGAAAAAG